CGCUGGUGGCCGCGCCUAGAGCACUCCCGGAACUGAAGCUGGGCGCUGGGCCCUCAGGAGGCGGGGGCCACGUCAGCUGGGCGGCGGGGCUUGUCCAGGAGCCGGUGGGGAGCCGGCGGGCGGGAGAGUGCCAUGCGGCGGGGCGCGCUCCUAGCGGGCGCCCUGGCCUCCUACGCCGCGUACCUGGGGCUGGGCGCGCUGCUGAUGGGACGUCUGGAGGGACCGCACGAGGCUCGGCUCCGCGCGGAACUGAAGAUGCUGCGGGAGCAGCUGCUGCGGCGAAGCCCGUGCUUGGCCGCCCCCGCCCUGGACGCUUUCCUGGAGCGGGUGCUGGCGGCCGGGCGGCUGGGGCGCACUGCCUUCGCCAACGCUUCGGGGCCCGCUAACGCCUCGGACCCCGCCUGGGACUUUGCCUCUGCUCUCUUCUUCGCCAGCACACUGGUCACCACCGUGGGCUAUGGGUACACGACGCCACUCACUGAUGCGGGCAAGGCCUUUUCCAUUGCCUUUGCGCUCCUGGGCGUGCCAGCCACUAUGUUGCUGCUGACUGCCUCAGCCCAGCACCUGUCUCUGCUGCUGACCCAUGCACCCCUGUCCUGGCUGAGCACACGCUGGGGCUGGGACUCCCACCGGACAGCCCGCUGGCACCUGGUGGUUCUGCUGGGGAUCGUGGUGGCCAUCUGCUUCCUGGUGCCAGCUGCAGUCUUUGCCUACCUCGAGGAGGCCUGGAGCUUCCUGGAUGCCUUCUACUUCUGCUUCAUCUCUCUGUCCACCAUUGGCCUGGGUGACUACGUGCCUGGGGAAGCCCCUGGCCAGCCCUACCGGGCCCUCUACAAGGUGCUAGUCACAGCCUACCUCUUCCUGGGCCUGGUCAUCAUGGUUCUGGUGCUGCAGACUGUCCGCCACGUGUCUGACCUUCACGGCCUCACAGAGCUCAUCCUGCUGCCCAGUCCAUGCCCUGCCAGCGUCAAUGAGGAUGAGGAUGAUCGGGUAGACAUCCUGGGCCCCCACUCAGAACCACACCAACAACUCACCACCAGCUCCCACACCGACUAUGCCUCUAUCCCCAGGUAGCUGGGAUAGGCACCUUGAGGCUGGAUGGACCUGGACUGUGGCUGAGGAGCCACAUGGUCAGCUGACGUGCACAUGCCAGUGCUCGUGAGCACCCUGCCACCAACUGUUCAUCCUUUGUCGUACCUGUCCUGGGCUCGCCCAGCACCUGCGUUACCUUAUUGUCUUGGCCCCUACUCUCAUCUCCCCCACACUCUGUGCCUCUUUGGCUUUCUUACCAUUUCUGUCUUUCCCUCUCACUGUUUCUUUGUUUCUCACUCUUUUAUUCCGUCUGCUUCUCUCAGCAACUUACUAUCUAUGGUUCUGCCAGACUCUGGGCUCAGACCUCAUUUUGGCCACUAGAUCGAUUGGCCACUACACCAUGGACAAGUGACAGCUCUCUCUGAGCCUUGAUUUCUUUAUCUGUCAAGUGGAAAGAAUAGAGGAUGGGGCAAAAGUAGGUUUAUAGUUGUUGGUAUGGAAAAUAGUACAAUGAAUAAAUAGUAACACAAGGAUAAACUGUUUCGUGUAUUCACAACUGUCAACCUACUUUUGCUCCACCCUGUAUAUUACUUCAUCUCAAACCCUCUCUUCUCUGCUGGGCAGUGCUAGACACACAGUAAUGGCCAAGGCAGAUGGGCCCCACUCUGGAAACAGAAUCCCUGUCUGGAUCCAAAUGGCAUGGAAGGCGCUGUUCUUAGCCACGACAGAAUUGUAUCAGCUGUCCCCAUUUACCGAGCACAAAGUGCAUAUUGUGUGGGUUCUGGAGCCAGCCUUUGCCUGCUUGGAUGCAAAUCCCAGCUAGUUGCAUACUGCCCAUCUCCAUGGGCAGUCAUUUUCCUCAAGAUUCUUGGUCCCUCAUCUGUCAAAUGACAAUAAUAAUAGUACUCACUUCACAAGAUGACUUCACAGAGCUUGCCAAGUUUUUCUGCAAUGCUUUCUUUGGCCAGGCCCUGUCCUGGGUACUUUACCUAUACGAGGAAGACAAUAUUAUCCCCUUUCCACAGGUGAAGAAACUGAGGUACGGGCAGGGGAGGUUCCUUGUCUUAGACACAGAGCUAGGAGGUGAUUGAUUUUUCUGUUUACUCCCCCCAAAUUUGUUCCCUCCAAAAUGGUAUAUCAGUAAUAGCACUUACUGCCAAAGACCCAAUUACCAAGCUGCUACCUCUUUCAAGCCCUGUGGAGGUGGCAUCUUAGCUGGGCCUUGGUACUAGACAAGGGAAAGGGCAUGGGGAGGGCAUCCCAGGCAGGAGAAACCAUGUGUGCAAAGGCAUGGAGGUUGGAAAGCAUGUUGGACACCAGCUUCUGUGAGUAGGGAGUGAAUGGGGGAAGCAGGGUGGAGUGGUUGACAUGGGCACCUCUAAAGUGUCCCUAAAUGACCAGCUUGGGAAACUUAGCUUCUUUGAGGGUACCAGAGAAUCAUGGAAGUUUUUUGAGGGGUGAAGGUAAUGGUUAGGUUCAUGCCUUAAAAAGAUCCCCUGGCUUCUCUGUGGAUGUAGGUCAGAGGGGGAGAUAAAGGCCGGGUGCUCAGAGAAGGCUAGGGCAGGAACAAGGUAGGAAGCAACGGGGCUGGGAAGAGCCAAAGGCAGGAGGUGCAGGUGGAGGGAUGCUCAGGAGGUCAAGUGGACAGGCCAUAGGCCUUAUAGACUUGGGUGGGGGGUAGACAAGGCCAGGGAGGGGACCCAAGGGAUGGUCAGCUGCCCUUGAGAUGAAGACUCGGAGAAAGAACACGUUAGACAGGCGAUGCUGAGGCUAGUUUGGAACAUGAAUGAGGGGCUAAAGACACCCAGAGGAAAGUGUUAGGAGAUUACAAAAUCCCCAGGGCUGGGGCCCGGAGUGGUUGAGGCUAGAGACAGGUGCGGAAACCAAGGCCAGUUGAGAAAAGGAGACCCAGAGAGGUUAGAUAAUUUGCCCAGUUUUGCACACAGGGAGUGCAAAACUGGGGUGUGCAAAACUGGGGUGUGAGCAAGGUUUGGGUUGGUCACUUUGUCCCAUGGGAGCUCAGAAACAUCUGCUGUCUAGCUCUUUCUCAGCUUCCUAGUCUUCUGCCUCCUCACCCCGGUCCUUGUCGACCUUGCUGCUGAAGUCAGCAGCUGGCUGGGGAGGCAAUUGUUUCCCCCCUUUUUGAGGGAGGUACUGAGACUUAUGCUCGUCACUGCUACUUCCAAAUUUCUCUAGAAAAAAGAAAUCAGGCCCUGUUCUUUGACGACUUUAAAAGAAAAAAAUGUGCAUGCUGAAAAUUCAAAAGCUACAAAAGAGUGUACAGUGGAAAGUCAGUCUCCAGCACUCAGGCUGUGUUGACUGAUUUCUCAGGUCUCCUUCCAGGCAAGUACCAGCAAUAUACAUGUGUGUGUAUAUGUGGCAUUUUCCUUUCACUCUACACAAGUGAUAACUAGUAUGGUGAGGUGGUUCCCAUUACAGACUCUGGAGGCAAAAUCCCUGGGUAUAAUAAAUCUGAGCUCUGUCACUCCCAGUCAGGGCGUGUGAUUUGGCCUCCCUGUGACAGAGUUUGCCAGUCUGUGAAAUGGGAGGUUAACAGCACCUACCUCAUCAAUUUGUUAGAGAAUUAAGCAACUUGAUAUCUGUGAAGCUCUUAGAACAGUGUCUGGUAUUCAAUAAAAUGUUGGCUGAUCAUUAUCAUCA
Molecule: messenger RNA, 3693 nt
Organism: Phyllostomus hastatus (greater spear-nosed bat)
Lineage: Eukaryota; Metazoa; Chordata; Mammalia; Chiroptera; Phyllostomidae
Gene: KCNK6
Product: potassium two pore domain channel subfamily K member 6
Exons: 3
Coding region: 133-1074 (313 amino acids)
Biological process (GO): stabilization of membrane potential; potassium ion transmembrane transport
Cellular component (GO): membrane
Molecular function (GO): potassium ion leak channel activity
Source: RefSeq, a predicted model, not a curated record